Molecule: messenger RNA, 3375 nt
Organism: Blepharisma stoltei
Lineage: Eukaryota; Ciliophora; Heterotrichea; Heterotrichida; Blepharismidae
Source: the annotation of a GenBank genome assembly
AUGGAGAGGCUAUAUUAUCAAUGGUGGGAUGAAGAAGUCAAUGAAAAAUAUCAAGUAAUCAAGAGGUUUUCUUACCUCUUAUGAGUGAUAGCAGUUUUUUUUACAAUUCUAUGCUUACUUUUGAGGUCUGAUACGUAUAUGAUUAUUAAAUUUUCCAUGCCAUGGAUUUUGGUACACUCAGGGCAAUGCUAUUUGAUAUGUUAUUUGGAUAAAAAAAGCUAUAGCGUGUGCUCCCAUAUAGAUUUUCAAGGAAAAUACCCUUCAAGGAAAAAAAUUAUUUUGAAAUUCCAAAAAGUAAAAUAUCAAUUUACAAAUUCAUUAUAUAUGUCCUAUUUUUCAAUUUGAAAAUUGACUUUUCAGAUUUUUCCUUAAUUUAAAAUUUAAAUUUUUUAUAUAAAAGCACUUGUCCUCAGGGAUCUAAAAUGAGGCCUGUGCUAUAUUUAGCAAAGUCUAUUUUUUCUAUUUUAUUCGCUGAAGGCAAUUGUGCCUGCUUAUGGAUACAAGGCAAUGUUUUAUGGAAAGAAGUUAACAUAUUAGGCCAAAUGCUUGCUUUUGUAUAUAUUAAUAGCUUUGAGCUCCCUUUUAUUCAAGCAUGGUACAAUAAAACCUUUGUUAUUGCGAAGCAUAUAUUGGUAUGAAAUCAUUUCAAAUAUUUCACAGGAGAAUACGAAUGAUUUCAAUUAGGAUUUUUUGCCCAUUUAUUAGCUUUUCUAAUUCUUUUUUUAUACAACUUAGACUCAUCCUUUCUAAAAGAAAAAUCAUAUGAGAGAUUUAUUGCGCAUCAUAAACUUCACUGUAUGCAAUCAAGAAUGAGCUUGAUUUUCAAUUUAUUCCCAGAUGGAAUUGUAAUUUUGUCCUAUGAAAACGAUAUUCUAUAUUCAAAUCAAAAUUUAAAGAGGCUUUUAAAGUGUCGGGACUCAGAAGAAAUCAUAAAUUUAUUGUCAAAUAUUGAAUAUUGUGAUGGGAAAAAAUAUGCAAAUUUAUCAAAUUCAAAUAAAAUUUUAGAUGAUAUAGGGAAUGUCCAGCAUUUGAAUUUAAAUCAAGAAAUUAUGCUUGGGCUGGCAAAAGUGGAUGAAUAUAAUUUGGAAUGGAAAGCCCAAAAAGUGAUAUGAGAAGAAACAGAAGCAGUCUUAUUGACUGUAAGAGAUGUAAACAAUCUAAUUCAAUUAGAGCAAACGACAGCGGAUAACAAAUUAAAAAACGUGUUAUUAAGGUCAGUUUCUCAUGAACUCAGAACUCCAAUAAAUUCAAUAAGCUUUUUUGCUGAAGAAGUUUCGCGUGAGAGUUGUAUUGCAAAUAACAAAAGCCUUAUGCAGAAAUUGAAGGUGAUUUCUGUUUCAUCAUAAAUAAAAUGGCAUUCGGUUCGAGCGAAAUUAGCUUCCUAAUUUUCUCUCCCUCAAGCAAUUUUAUUUAUGUGGUUGGGUUUUCUUCUGAGAGCAUCUGUACAGCAACAGCAGUUUAACUCUGGCGGAUAAGCCGAGGCACUGCUCCAAUUACUUCAAGAGGCUUGAAGUUUUUUACCUCUCAGCACACCCGAGGAGGGUGACCCUUAGGCGGAGCACGCACAGGAGCUGAGCCAAAGGAGCGAGGCAACGCAGACCGUCGAAGCCUGAACGCUGUAUUUGCAUGGCUUGGCGCAAACGAAGUGGAUCUAUCCAGAGGUCUAUGGGCCCGAUAAGUGGUGGCAGCUCUGGAAACGGUUACCCCAUAGUGGACGCUAAACGAUAUAAAUUAUUUAAGAUAAGAUUUCUGUGUCAUCAAAUCUUUUAUUAUCUUUAGUUAACGAUUUACUAGAUUACUCACGAAUGGUUGCUGGAGUUUUCUCAACACAAAGGUCAAAAUUUGAAUUAUUUAGCACUAUUGAAAGUUGUAUUCAGCUUAUAAAAAUCCAAGCUGAGAAAAAGGGCAUUAGAGUUAUCACAAGACUAGAUCCUCAAUUGCCAGCUUAUGCAUUUUCUGACCAACUUAGGCUAAGCCAAGUUUUGUUGAAUCUUCUUAGCAAUGCUUUAAAGUUUACACUUAAAGGUCAAAUAGAUAUUGCGUGCUUUUUAGAUAUCCAUCAUAAACUAAAAAUUAGCGUAAAAGACACAGGGAUUGGAAUUAAAAAGCACAAAUUAAAAGGACUGUUUAAAGAAUUCAAUACAGAAAUAAGCCAAAAUAUUAAUCCUCAAGGCUGUGGAUUAGGUCUUUUUAUUGCAAACAGAAUUGCAAAAGAGCUAGGAGGAGAAAGUAUUAAAGUCAAAUCAAAAACAAAUAAAGGUUCAAAGUUUGAUUUUUCAGUUUAUAUUGCAGAAAAUAUGUCUGAUUACGAACCAAUUUAUGAAGAAGUUAAUCCUUCUCUUUGUGAAAAUAAAAGGCCUUAUGCUUCAAUCAGAAAUUUUGACUAUUUGAUUGAAAGCAAAAAAAGAGCAGAAAUUUUGAUAGCUGAUGAUAAUGAUCUUAAUCGUAUUAUUUUAGGAACAUCAUUGGCAGCAUAUAAUAUUAUUUAUGAUGAAGCGUGCUCAGGAAAAGAAGCUGUUAGGCUUACUUUUGAAAGCGAUAGAAGAAGUAAGCCAUAUAAGCUUAUUAUUAUGGAUGGGUCGAUGCCUGAGUUGAAUGGCUGAGAAGCAUCAAAGAUGAUACUGGAUUCUUAUUUUCAAGGCGAAAUCAAGUCAUUGCCAGCUAUUCUGGGCUACACAGCUUUUAAUUCUGAUGACGAGCUUAAGCUUUGUAUAGAGUCUGGGAUGAAAGAAGUCAUCACAAAGCCAUGUAGCUCAGAGUUGUUAAUUCGAACAGUUUUCAAGUACCUUUCCCUAACUCCCCCCCAUCCUUGAUCGAACGAUUGACUGUAAAAAUUCCUAAAAAUUGGGGAAAUUAACCCCCAUCCUUGAUCGAACGAUUUUCAUAUCAUGCAAUUUUUUUUAUAUAUAUAAAAAAAUAUAAUAGUUAUCAAAAGCUUGGGAAGAUGUACCUAAUGAAGUUGUUUUCAGAGACUUUGAGACGAUAGAAAGCUUCGGAAUCAACCAUUCAAAGUAAUUUAGUCAUCAGCAUGGGCUUAAAAAACUCAUAAUCUAAUAAAAUAGAGAUUUUUUUAAAAUUUAAAAAAAACAAAUUUUAAUUUAAUAAGUAACAAAUUAAAAUUUAUACAGUUUAAAGGGGUAACUAAUAAAUUAGAAUAUAAAAAAAUUGGUAUUUUUAUGAAAUUAAUUCAAUUUUUUGCUGUAAAAAUAAUUAUUAAAUACUCUUAACCCUCUUAUUUAAAAGUAAAUAAAAAAAAAAAUUAUAUAUAUAUUUUAUUUUAUAUAUAAAAUUUUUUUCCCAAAAAUUUUUUUUUUACCCCCCCGUCCUUGAUCGAACGAUGGCGAGUCGUUCGAUCAAGGAUGUGGGGGGGAGUAA